Ahaetulla prasina is the source of this 5139-nucleotide messenger RNA. RefSeq names its product zinc finger protein 91-like. The transcript has 4 exons. Lineage: Eukaryota; Metazoa; Chordata; Lepidosauria; Squamata; Colubridae. Bases 597 to 4502 code for a protein of 1301 amino acids. Gene Ontology annotation, biological process: negative regulation of transcription by RNA polymerase II. Gene Ontology annotation, molecular function: DNA-binding transcription repressor activity, RNA polymerase II-specific; RNA polymerase II cis-regulatory region sequence-specific DNA binding. The record is from RefSeq and is a predicted model, not a curated record.
GCAGACUGUUCCACUGGGUUGGGGACUUUCUAGAACGAUUCUAGUUCUCCUUAUUUCUCUGUGUCUUCUCAUGUCUUAGUCGCUGGACUUAGUAGAAGGUGACCCAAUAAGAAAGAUAGAACUCCUUCUUCAAGCUAAAAGAUUUAAGGCUCACAAAGGAAUUCCCUCCCUUCAGAGCAAGCCUAUAAUUUGCCUUUCACAGAAGACCGACUCUUGUAGGGACCACCUUGAGUUGCAUUCUGGCUCUUCCUCCAUCCUGAGAGAUUUCUCUUUGUUUUUGGCCUUCCUUAAGAGAUAAUUUUGACUAAAUUCCUACAAAGAUCCCUGUUGGGCUAUUUCCAACACUGACUUUGCAGGCAUGUUUCCUGGGUUGCUAGAAUAUCACUACUUUCUCUGGUUUCAAACUGCAGAGAGGAUGGGGGGAGAGAAUUUACCAUGAUUGAGCAAAUGCUUUGGUUGCCAAGAAUAUAAACUUCCAAAAGGUUAGGAGAACAAUCUAACUGAGGUUUGUUCUUCAGCAUGUGGUGGGUUUGGUCUUCUUUUAUUCUUGGCUCCCAAGAUGGAACCUAUGAAAGGCAAGAGUGUAGAAGAGGCAGAUGGAGGUUUCCUGGGCAGGACAGGAAGAAAUCUUAAGUUGUGCCUUCAGGCUAGAAAAGAUGGAAGUUGAAUCCUUUGCUGUUUCCAUCCUGUCUCUCUCCUUCCCAGUGGACAAAAUGGAGUCACCGUUGUUCACUGAAUCAUCUCCUAUUGGUGGAACUGAAAGAGCCACUGGAUUCCUGACUCAGGGUCCUGUAUCCUUUGGGGAGGUGGCUAUCCAUUUCAACAGUGAAGAGUGGUUGCUGCUUGAUCCCAGCCAGAGAGCCCUGUAUAAAGAAGUCAUGUUGGAAACAUCUAGGAUCGUGGCCUCUUUAGCAUUUGAUGCGCAGAAGAAGGAAAACGACCAAGAGCCAAAUUUAGUGUCAUUGCAAAUAAUCACAACUGAAAUUCCUGAAGAAACAUCUACAAAUAAGCACGGAAGGAAAAAACAUGAAAAGAAGCACAAUUUGAGAGAAAAAUCUAUUCUUGAAUCGGUGGAAAUAGAUCGUUUCCUGAUCAAACGUGAUUCCAAAGAAAAUACGGGGAAAUGUCAAAGUAGAAACAGAUUCAAAGCAAAUCCCAAUGUUAGUAACCCCUGCAAAUCAGGAAGAAGCUCCAGCAAUAAUGAUCUUACUUCACAUAAAAAGAACCAGGCAAGGGAGAAGCUCUACAACGGUGUGGACUGUGGAAAAAGCAUUGGGAAAAGAGGUAAUUUAACUUCUCAUAAAAAGAUCCAUAAAUGUGUGGAUUGUGGAAAAAGUUUCAGUAGGAAGGGUUCCCUUACUUCCCAUAAAAGGAUACAUACUGGAGAAAAACCCUUUAAAUGCAUAGAAUGUGGGAAGAGCUUCAGAAUUAGUAGUGACCUGAUAUGCCAUAAAAGGAUCCAUUCAGGAGAAACACCUUAUAAAUGUGUGGAUUGUGGGAAAAGGUUCAGUAGGAAGUAUUCCCUUACUUCCCAUAAAAGGAUACAUACCAGAGAAAAACCCUUUAAAUGUAUAGAAUGUGGGAAGAGCUUCAAAAGUAGUAUUUACCUGAUGUGCCAUAGAAGGGUUCAUUCAAAAGAAAAACCUUAUAAAUGUGUGGAUUGUGGGAAAAGAUUCAGCAUGCAGUGUUCCCUUACGUUCCAUAAAAGGAUACAUACAGGAGAAAAACCCUAUAAAUGCAUGGAGUGUGGAAAGAGCUUCAGGGGAAGCAGUGCUCUCAAUUGUCAUAAACGGGUCCACACAGGAGAAAAACCCUAUAAAUGCCUAGACUGUGGGAAGAGCUUCAGGCAAAGUGGUAGCCUUGCUUCCCAUAAACGGAUCCACACGGGAGAAAAACCCUAUAAAUGCAUGGAGUGUGGAAGGAGCUUCAGUGUAAAGAGUGCUCUUACUUCUCAUAAACGGGUCCACACGGGAGAAAAACCCUUUAAAUGCAAACAGUGUGGGAAGAGCUUCAGCAGUAGUAGUUCCCUGAUAUGCCACAAAAGGAUCCAUACAGGGAGAAAACCGUACAAAUGUGUGGAUUGUGGACAAAGCUUCAGUGUGAAGGGUUCCCUUACUUCCCAUAAAAAGGUACAUACUGGAGAAAAACCCUUUAAAUGCAUAGAAUGUGGGAAGAGCUUCAGAAGUAGUAAUUACCUGAUGUGCCACAGAAGGAUCCAUUCGGGGGAAAAACCUUAUAAAUGUAUGGAUUGUGGGAAAAGGUGCAGUACAAAGUGUUCCCUUACAUCCCAUAAAAUGAUUCAUACAGAAGAAAGACCCUUUAAAUGCAUGGAGUGUGGGAAGAGCUUCAAGGGAAGCAGUUCUCUUAAUAUUCAUACACUGAUCCACACAGGAGAAAAACCCUAUAAAUGCCUAGACUGUGGGAAGAGCUUCAGCCAAAUCGGUAGCCUUGCUUCCCAUAAACGGGUCCACACAGGAGAAAAACCUUAUAAAUGCGUGGAGUGUGGAAAGAGCUUCAGUGUAAAGAGUUCUCUUACUUCUCAUGAACGGGUCCACACAGGAGAAAAACCCUAUAAAUGCCUAGACUGUGGGAAGGGCUUCAGCCGAAGCAGUAGCCUUGCUUCCCAUAAACGCAUCCACACAGGAGAAAAACCCUAUAAAUGCACGGAGUGUGGAAAGAGCUUCAGUGUAAAGAGUGCUCUUACUUCUCAUAAACGGGUCCACACGGGAGAGAAACCCUAUACAUGCAUGGAGUGUGGUAAGAGCUUCACUAUCAAGACUUCUCUUACUUCUCACAAGAGGAUCCAUACAGGAGAGAAACCCUAUAAAUGUAUGGAGUGUGGGAAGAGCUUCAGCCGAAGCAGUCAACUUAGUUUGCAUAACAGGAUUCAUACAGGGGAAAAACCUUAUAAAUGCACAGACUGUGGAAAGACCUUCGCUGCCAGUAGGUCUCUGACUUCCCAUAAAAGGACCCACACAGGACAGAAACCCUAUAAAUGCAUGGAAUGUGGGAAGAGCUUCAGAUUUAACAGUAAUCUUGGUUUACAUAAGAGGAUCCACAACGGGGAAAAACCUUAUAAAUGUGUGGAUUGUGGGAAAAGAUUCAGCAUGCAGUGUUCCCUUACAUCCCAUAAAAGGAUACAUACAGGAGAAAAACCCUAUAAAUGCAUGGAGUGUGGAAAGAGCUUCAGGGGAAGCAGUGCUCUCAAUUGUCAUAAACGGGUCCACACAGGAGAAAAACCCUAUAAAUGCACAGACUGUGGGAAGAACUUCAGCCAAAUCGGUAGCCUUGCUUCCCAUAAACGGAUCCACACGGGAGAAAAACCCUAUAAAUGCAUGGAGUGUGGAAAGAGCUUCAGUGUAAAGAGUUCUCUUACUUCUCAUAAACGGAUCCAUACAGGAGAAAAACUCUUUAAAUGCAAACAGUGUGGGAAGAGCUUCAGCACUAGUAGUUCCCUGAUAUGCCACAAAAGGAUCCAUACAGGGAGAAAACCUUACAAAUGUGUGGAUUGUGGACAACGGUUCAGUAGGAAGUAUUCCCUUACUUCCCAUAAAAGGAUACACACUGGAGAAAAACCCUUUAAAUGCAUAGAAUGUGGGAAGAGCUUCAGAAGUAGUAAUUACCUGAUGUGCCACAAAAGGAUCCAUUCAGGGGAAAAACCUUAUAAAUGUGUGGAUUGUGGGAAAAGGUUCAGUACAAAGUGUUCCCUUACGUCACAUAAAAAGAUUCAUACAGAAGAAAGACCCUUUAAAUGCAAGGAGUGUGGGAAGAGCUUCAAGGGAAAGAGUUCUCUUAAUUGUCAUAAACUGAUCCACACAGGAGAAAAGCCCUAUAAAUGCCUAGACUGUGGGAAGGGCUUCAGCCAAAGCAGUAGCCUUGCUUCCCAUAAACGAGUCCACACAGGAGAAAAACCCUAUACAUGCAUGGAGUGUGGAAACAGCUUCAGUGUAAAGAGUUCUCUUACUUCUCAUGAACGGGUCCACACAGGAGAAAAACCCUAUAAAUGCCUAGACUGUGGGAAGCGCUUCAGGCAAAGUUGUGACCUUGGUUCCCAUAAACGGGUUCACACAGGAGAAAAACCCUAUAAAUGCAUGGAGUGUGGAAACAGCUAUAAAAGUAGCAGUUACCUGAUCCUCCAUAAACAGCUCCACACGGGACAGAAACCCUAUAGAUGCCUAGAGUGUGGAAAGAGCUUCACUAUCAAGACUUCUCUUACUUCUCACGAGAGGAUCCACACAGGAGAGAAACCCUAUAAAUGUAUGGAGUGUGGGAAGAGCUUCAGCCGAAGCAGUCAACUUAGUUUGCAUAACAAGUUCCAUACAGGAGAAAAACCUUAUAAGUGCACAGAGUGUGGAAAGACCUUCGCUGCCAGUAGGUCUCUGUCUUCCCAUAAAAGGACCCACACAGGAGAGAAACCUUAUAAAUGCCUAGAAUGUGGAAACAGCUUCAGAUUUAACAGUAACCUUGCUGUCCAUAAGAGGAUCCACAACGGAGGGAAAUAGAAAUGUAUGGAAUGCGGAAGGAGCUUUUGUGAAAGAGAAUGCUCCUCGGGAAAGAAUGCACAGUGGGCAGAAAAAUAUCCUGUGGACAGCAGUCAACUUAUUUCCCUUACAGAUAAAUAGAAAAAUGAAUGGACAAAGUAGUCAAGAAAGUUAAAUAUUUGGGAGUAUACUUAACAGCAAGAUGUGCAACUAUUAAAGGAGAUAAUUAUAAAAGAUUAAUACAACAAAUUAAAUUGGACUUGGAGAACUGGAAAACCUUGCAACUGUCUAUGAGAGGAAAAAUAACAACCAUAAAAAUGAAUAUCCUGCCGAUGGUACUUUUUUUGUUCCAAGCGAUCCCUAUAAAAUUAGAGGGAGAAAAACUCUUAUGAGCUAAAUACAAUAAUCUUGAAAUAUGUUAGGCAAGAAAAAAGAGCAAGAAUAAGACUGAAAAUGCUGCAAGAAUCUAAACACAAUGGGGGCUUUGGGUUGCCGGAUUGGGAGCUUUUUACCAAGCUUUUGUACUAACUAGGGUGAAAGAAUGGAUAAAUCUAAGACAUAGAAGACUAUGACUGUUGGAGGGACAUGAUCUUCAAUUGGGAUGGCAUGUCUUUUUGUGGUAGGAAAAGAAUAAAAUACAUAGAUAUUUUCAAAGACA